Molecule: messenger RNA, 468 nt
Organism: Striga hermonthica
Lineage: Eukaryota; Viridiplantae; Streptophyta; Magnoliopsida; Lamiales; Orobanchaceae
Source: the annotation of a GenBank genome assembly
AUGUUAGAUAAGAGGUGUGAGGUUUGUGGUGAAGAGGAGAAGGAUCUAGCCCAUAUCCUAUUUCAUUGCCUCAGAGCUAGAAGGGCUUUGAAGGACGACAAGGAGGUGCAGAGCUGGUCUAAAUCAUUGCCUUUGGCUGAACAUGAGAGAGAAGCUCUUCUGCAGCCUGUCAGGACAUCGACAAAGGGUUUGCCAUUGAUAACUUUGAAAGUGGUGAAUUCUCGAGCAUCAUCCCCGAGAACCGUCGCCGGAAGAUCAUCUAGCAGCAGUCUCAAAGGGACAUAUAGCAGCAUGAACAAAGGAGGAGUGGGCCUCGGAGUUGGAGCCGGUGGCGGCAGUGGGCUGACCGCCGCUGCAGCGGCGGCGGCGGCACAAAAACAGAAAACCCUUCUGCAGAGAGUGGACACAGACAUUGGAAAUCUUGUUGACAAUUUUGGGUACAUAGUCAAUGUGACUCGGGUAUGCUGA